Molecule: messenger RNA, 1817 nt
Organism: Telopea speciosissima
Lineage: Eukaryota; Viridiplantae; Streptophyta; Magnoliopsida; Proteales; Proteaceae
Product: trans-cinnamate:CoA ligase, peroxisomal-like
Exons: 1
Coding region: 26-1774 (582 amino acids)
Source: RefSeq, a predicted model, not a curated record
UUACUUCAACCCCUCACCCUAAAAAAUGGACAUGUUACCCAAGUGCCCUGCAAACUAUGUACCUCUCUCUCCCAUUAGCUUCCUCUCAAGAGCUGCUACUGUGUAUGGAAACCGCAAUUCUGUCAUCUAUGGCAGAACCAAAUUCACUUGGAGAGAAACCCACCAACGUUGUCUUCGCCUUGCUAGCUCUCUCCGAUCACUUAACAUCGUCAAGAAUGAUGUUGUCUCAGUUCUUGCACCAAACAUUCCUGCACUUUAUGAGAUGCAUUUUGCUGUUCCCAUGGCCGGAGGUGUUCUCAACACAAUGAAUACAAGGCUAGAUGCAAAGAACAUUGCCACCAUUCUCCAGCAUUCUGAAGCUAAAGUCUUCUUUGUUGAUUACGAGUAUGUUCCAAUGGCACGUGAUGCACUCCGCUUACUUGUCACAGAAGAAUCUCUGAUACCAUUUGUAAUUGUCAUCGACGAUAUUGAUUCCCCUACCGGAAUUCGCCUAGGGGAGCUUGAGUAUGAACAACUCAUCCACGACGGCAAUCCGAGGUACACUCCGGAGCCACUCGCCGACGAAUGGGAUGCGAUCACGCUGAAUUACACUUCCGGCACGACAUCGAAGCCUAAGGGUGUAGUUUAUAGCCAUAGAGGUGCUUUCCUAAGCACUCUCAGCCUUGUUUUGCAGUGGAAAAUGGGGGAUGAACCAGUUUACUUAUGGUCACUUCCCAUGUUCCACUGCAACGGGUGGACAUUCACAUGGGGAGUCGCCGCACGCGGCGGCACAAACGUGUGCAUUCGCAACACAUGUGCUGCUGACAUGUACAGAGCAAUCUUCGAACACAAGGUGGCAUACAUGUGUUGUGCACCUAUUGUGUUUAACAUCCUUCUAGAAGCGAAACCAGCGGAGCGCCGCCGUCUUGUUUCACCAGUUGAGAUACUAACUGGUGGCGCACCACCACCUGCAGCGUUGCUUGAGAAAAUUGAAAAAUUAGGAUUCCACGUAACACAUGCAUAUGGGUUAACAGAAGCAACGGGACCGGCUUUAGUGUGUGAGUGGCAAGCUAAGUGGGAUCAACUGCCUCGUCACGAACAAGCCAAACUGAAGGCCCGGCAAGGUAUUAGCGUGCUGACGCUGGCUGAGGUAGAUGUGAAGGAUUUAGACACCAUGAUUAGUGUUCCAAGAGAUGGGAAAUGUGUGGGUGAGAUUGUGUUACGUGGAAGUAGUAUUAUGAAGGGCUACUUUAAGGAUCCAGAAGCUACUGCCAAAGCUUUCAAAGAUGGAUGGUUUGUUACCGGCGAUGUUGGAGUGAUUCACCCAGAUGGGUAUCUGGAAAUUAAGGACAGAUCUAAAGAUGUUAUCAUCUCCGGCGGCGAGAACAUUAAUAGCGUUGAAGUGGAGGAGAUAUUAUAUAAACAUCCAAGUGUGUUAGAAGCUGCUGUUGUAGCAAUGCCUCAUCCACGUUGGGGAGAGACACCUUGUGCUUUUGUUAGACUCAGAAAAAGAGAGGAAGGAGAGAAAGGAGAGGUGAAGGAAGGUGAUAUUAUCUUAUAUUGUAGAAAGAAUCUUCCACAUUUUAUGGCUCCAAAGAAGGUUGUGAUGAAGGAGGAACUCCCAAAGACUGCUACUGGUAAGAUUAAGAAGUUUGAGUUGAGAGAAGAGGCAAAAGGGUUUUCUGUUUCAGAGAGUAAUAUUAACCAGAAGACCCCACAAAGCAGGAAUCAGAGAUCACAGUAUACACAUCAGCAGCCUAUGGAACAAGCAGUGAUGGCCAUGUCUCGUCUGUGAGGUUUUUUCGGGCUUUUUUUUUUUUUGAAUUUUUUUUUUUUUU